ACGAGCUUAUCCGAGAGUAAUUUUGUAAUGGCGGCGGCACAUCAGCUGAUUAGAAAACCGUCAUAUGACAUUUCAUACUAUUAUAAUAGUUAUAAUCUGUAAUUUCUAUUGCACAGUUUGAAACAUAGAGUACGUUGGUUUGAAAAAGUAAAGUGUCACACACUUUUCAAUCUUCCUUGGUUACAUUUGGAAAUUUGCGAUUUGUUUUAUAAAAUAUUAACACCUCGCUACGAUGCAACGAUUAAGAAAUAUGAUCGAAGAUUCCGACAGUGAUGAUGACUAUGUGCCGAGACGUCCAAGGUGGAUCAAGGAAAGAGUCAAUUACUUUGAUGAUUAUGAUGAUCAUGACUUUGCUAUUAGAUUUCGUUUAUCCAAGGAAUCCACUCUAUGUUUGUUAGAUAAAUUAGAACACAAGUUGGAAUAUUCAUCAGACCGAAAUUUCUCCAUAUCGCCUAUAAAUCAGCUGUUAGCGACCUUAAGAUUCUAUGCAACUAAUUCGACACAGAUGAGUAUUGGUGACUACUGUGGUAUGAGCACUCCCACUGCAAAUAAAAUAAUACACCAAGUAACUGCUGCAAUAGCUUCACUACAUAAUGAAUUCAUCAAGUUUCCUACAACGAACAGAGAAAUGAGGAAAGAACAGGAUGCAUUUUAUCGUAUAGCUCGCUUUCCAAGGGCUAUUGGCGCAAUGGAUUGCACCCAUAUUCGUAUUGCAUCUGUUCCAUUAAGAUUACAAGUAGGUGGUGAGCAAGCCGAACUAUUCAGAAACAGAAAAGGAUAUUUCUCUAUUAAUGUGCAGACCAUCAGCAACGCUAAUCUAGAAAUUACAGAUAUAGUAGCUAGAUGGCCAGGAUCGGCCCAUGAUAGCACAAUAUUUAAUAAUAGCUACAUUAAAGCCCAGUUUGAAUCUGGUAAGUAUGGUGAGGCACUUUUGUUGUAGACGGAGGUUAUGCAUCAACUGCUUACAUGAUGCCACCAAUAGAGCACCCCACACUACCAGUGGAACAACUGUAUAACGAAUCGCAGAUUAGAACACGCAAUCCUGUGGAAAGGAGCUAUGGGGUCUGGAAGAGACGUUUUCCAGUAUUGGCACUUGGGAUGCGUAUUAAGCUGGAUAAAAUUUUAAAUGUUAUUAUUGCCACUGCCGUGCUUCACAACAUAUUGAGACGCAGAGGAGAAGAAGUUCCUCCAGAUGAUCCCGAAAUUGAUCUACCAGCACCAUGGUUUGAACUUCUAAGAGAUGGGCAAGUUUCCUCUGCUGAUGUAGCAUCACAAUCCACUCGAAAUCGGGGACGAGAUUCAUUAAUAUCUAAU
Molecule: messenger RNA, 1314 nt
Organism: Plutella xylostella (diamondback moth)
Lineage: Eukaryota; Metazoa; Arthropoda; Insecta; Lepidoptera; Plutellidae
Source: RefSeq, a predicted model, not a curated record